GAAACAGACAUGGCGGCCGUGGGCUUUAGCCGAAAAUCAAGUGGGAAAAGGAUCAUUGAAAAUGACAAGGUAAUUGACUGAAAUAGAAACUUAGUGUAACUCUGUCUAUGCUAUACGACUGGAGUCAGCAUCCCCUUGACUGUGAAAUGUUUAAUAUAUCAGGGGGGACUUGCAGGCUAUAAACAGAUAGGAUUAAACUACGUUACUUGAUUAAUGUAAAACUUACAUUCUGAAAUCUAAUCUGGUCCCAACUGCAGUAGCUCAGAUACCGUGUUUCUAAUUCUUGCUCUAGGAGCUGGCUCAGUCCGCCUGUCACUCGAAGGUAGCUCGACGUAAUGGGAGUUAUGUGCCAAUUGGCAAUUCUGGUGCAAAGUUGUUAAAUAUGGAGCUGUCACCAUGAAGGCGACUGGAAGGCUCACGAUGACUGCAGAAUUGCAUUUCCGCACUUUUCCCCGUAAAUACUCUAAAUCCAUGAAUAUGUAUGUACACUGGAGUAGCUAUACUAGUCCAGUUAUUCUAAUGUUAACAGGAAUAUUGGAGUAAAUCGUGAACAUUUUUAAUGGACUAUCAAUAGCUUUUAAAAUGUUUUUAAAACAAUCUUUUGAAAGUUUCCUCUGCUUGUCAGACCACGAGCAAAACUGAUUUAUAUGAUGGCAUUUAACAUGUCUAACAUAACACAGGUGACAUAGUUAAAGCAACACUAUAGUCACCUAAAUUACUUUAGCUAAAUAAAGCAGUUUUAGUGUAUAGAUCAUUCCCCUGCAAUUUCACUGCUCAAUUCACUGUCAUUUAGGAGUUAAAUCACUUUGUUUCUAUUUAUGCAGCCCUAGCCACACCUCCCCUGGCUAUGAUUGACAGAGCCUGCAUGAAAAAAAAACUGGUUUCACUUUUAAACAGAUUUAAUUUACCUUAAAUAAUUGUAUCUCAAUCUCUAAAUUGAACUUUAAUCACAUACAGGAGGCUCUUGCAGGGUCUAGCAAGCUAUUAACAUAGCAGGGGAUAAGAAAAUCUUAAUUAAACAGAACUUGCAAUAAAGAAAGCCUAAAUAGGGCUCUCUUUACAGGAAGUGUUUAUGGAAGGCUGUGCAAGUCACAUGCAGGGAGGUGUGACUAGGGUUCAUAAACAAAGGGAUUUAACUCCUAAAUGGCAGAGGAUUGAGCAGUGAGGCUGCAGGGGCAUGUUCUAUACACCAAAACUGCUUCAUUAAGCUAAAGUUGUUCAGGUGACUAUAGUGUCCCUUUAAUAUUGCACUUAUGUUAAAUUUACUUUUGUAGUCAUGUACACAGUCUUAUUGCAAAUUAACUGCUAAUGUUGUCUCUCCCAUUAAACAUGCGGGAGUGAAAGUGAGAUAUAAUAUGUGCUAAAAUACAUCUCACAGAAAGAUUUUCCGAGGGACAACAGCCCCAUAUUUAUUUAUUUAUAUGUUUAAUAUCAAGCUAGUUCCCCGUCACCCUGGUACUUGUAAUGCCAAGCUCCUGUCUGCUCCCAAUGUCCCUAAAUGUAUGUAAAUUGGAAGUGGUUGUAGAUUCAAAGAAUUGGGUGAAGGGAUACUCUUUAGCAAGGCACAUAGGUAGUUAUGGCCUUUAGAGUGGCCAUGUGCAAUAUGUGAUUGUUUGAAAGAUAAAUGUUUGACUUCUCCAAUCACAAAUUAAAAGUACAUUGCUGAAAUGUAUUGAGAUUUUCCUUAUAUAUUAGCUGUUGUUUUGUGUUGGUUAAUAAUUUUACCAAAAUUGUGGACCUAGAUAAAAGAUGAAGAUGUGGAAAUGUCACCUGAUAAUGCUAAAACCAGAAACAAGGUAUAUUUUAUUUUUAUAUUGUAAUAAAACUAACACAAACAGACCAACCGAGAAAGAGAUGAUGGAUGGAUGGAUGGCAUAUAAUCCUCAAACUCCAUCCCCUUAGUCAAAGUGUGAGGUGUUACAAAGUGUCGAAAUGUGGGCACAGAGUGUUUAUUCUGGAAGUAGAAAUUCUAUAGUUGUUUUUGAGCUAAAUAUCCCAUGAUUCCAUGUAGUGCAGGUGCAAAGAAUAAAUGUGGAGCACAUAGUACCAGCCUUAGAAUUCUGAAUACGUUUUCAGCUAAUAUUAUGUGUCUGUCAAACUGAUCACGUCUAGCCUUUAGCACAGUGGCUGUUAUGGGUAAUUUUCCCAUGAUUCUCAGCAAACCAAAUGGUAAGUGACAUAGAUAACAAAGAUAAAAGCAAUGAGUAGUUGAGCAGCAAUGUAGUCUACAACAGUUUGAGCCCUCAAGGAUAGCUAUUCGGCUGAGUGAGAACUGAAAUUACAUGGUGCAAGGAUAUUUUUUUUUAAACCCAACUCUAUUAACACUUACAAUCUUUAAUCAUGGGGUAAAUGGAGUGUGUCUUAAUGUAGUGCGGAGGUUUUAGGGUUUUUUAUUUUUUUAUUUUUCCAAUUACUUUGUUUGUUUGUUUGUUUUUUUAACUGAUUUUGGUUCUAUUCUAAAUUCAUCCUUUCACAAUGAAAUAUUACAGAUUAAACUCAUUUUUAGAUUAACACUAAGAAAGGAAUUUUGAACCAUAGAAAAAUGUAUUGCUGCUGUAAUUUGAGGGCAACAUAGCUGACCUGUAAAAUUUCUCCAAAUAAGCUAUUUUUCAACUUUUGGUUAUAAACUAAACAUUCGGUUAAAUUUAGAAGUCCUUUUACAAUCUCCCAUUAAUUCCUUAUUUCGGGAAAAAUCCACCUAUUACAAUUACAAUUCUUAUCUAUUCUUUCUUAGAAGGAAAGUGAUUGUCAGGAUUAAAACUGAAUUUAUGGCCAUUGCAAUGCAAUCUACUAUUUGUAGGAUAGAUGCAAUGGCUGGAGAUCAUGGAUAUAUCAGUAUAAAGCAGAUGUAAGGUUACUGAUCACUUAUAACAGGCUACAUGGAGUUAUUAAACAAAGUACAAUUUAGGGUUCUGUGUUCUUUCAGAAUGAUGAAAAGAGAAAGCAAUUGCCUGAAAGAGGAUCAUGGUGGAUAACAACAUUAAAGGUACAUGUUUUUUUUUGAGUGUAUUAGAUCAAGGAAAUUAUUCAAUAAACAGGGAAAGUGAAGGCCACACAUUCAAACUUUAGUUUAGCUGUUAUUUUUACUGCAUGCGCUGUGUUAGCAACUAAUAGCUGGCUAGAAUGUAGAUAUUCAGGAUGAAAUGCUAUACUUAUCUCGCAGCAUUUGCAAGCUGUAGGCUCCAAAUGCCCUUGCACCUCUACCAUCAAGUACCUGCCCCCUAUAUAUAGGGGGGUAGUAUUAGGCUGUACGUUUUUAUGACAACUACAUUUUGAUUGUUUUAUUCCCUUUAUGGUCCCUAAGGAAGUCUUCUGUGAGGAUGAAGCACGUUGGACCUUUUGCAUUUUACUACAUAUUUUAUUGUGUGUAAAUUUUUUUUAAAUGAAUCUCUUUAAGUACCUGCCUUGAUCCCUUAGAUUUUUUCUUGGUUUGGCAACAUGAAAGGUGAAGAAGUCUCUGCCCCUCCCACCCCCUCCCGACAUUGGAGAAGGCACUUUAAGGUGUUUUAUCCAUCUCUUCUGUGAAUGCAACCAUUAUAGUACUGUUCUACAUAGUCACUCACUAUGCGUUCUAAUUCCUUUACAGAUACACAGCUGUAUCCCUUUCGUUCCAUAUAUUACCUGUCCCAUAUUAUUAUGCAUUGCAAACUUCCACUCAAUGCACUGUAGCAAGGUCUAUGUCAUCAGUAAAUGGCUUCAUCACUAAGGCAGAGGUGCUUUAUCAGGGCUGGACCGAGAUCACAUCUUUAAUAAGGUGGGCUAGACAGUUGCCUAGAAAACCACAUUUUAGAGAUGUCAUGGGAGGCAAUUAGGUGUAUCUCAUGAAGAGCCCUAGAUUACAAAUUUUACCCAUUUGUGCCCAUGCCCUGUGUGCUCUGCCUAUAUUCCAUCACUAGCGACUAUAUUUACAUUUUUUUAACAUGAUAGAAUUCCUUGUGGGCUUCAUGCCAAGAGGCUCCCAUAAUGUUAUGCCAACUCUGAAAUCUAGGAGAUCUGAUACGAAUGUGCAUUCUCUUUGAAAAGUGUGCAUCUGUCUUACCAGGAAACCCCUCCUCCAGGCAUGUAUGAAAUUCGUGAUUUUCUCCAAGACGCACAACUAAAUCCUGUGCAGAAAUCAUAUAAUUUUAAAGGAGAGGGAAGAAAAAAGAAGAUAAACACAGGCCCAGCUGGAGAGAUGUUGCUACCUGGCUGUUACAAUUUCCCUGAUUUGGUUUAUUUGACAGCAAAACUCCCACAGACUUAUUCCUUCAAGAAUACCUCAAGACGAGGUACUCUAAUUGGUGUGAAAGACAAGGUACAGUAGACAUUUUCCAUUAUUAUAAUAAAGUAUUUAUAGUGUGCUAACCUCUCCCAAGGACGCUCAAACUACUCUGCAAACGGUGUCAGAAUUGACUAAAUUGCCAGGUGAUAAAUAUGUCUUAACAUUAAAUCAUAUGCAUCAACUAAGUGAGGCAUUUUAUGAACUUCAGAAGGAUGAAACAAUUACAUGUUACUGCUGGUACUAGAACAUGCAACUCUAAAGUUGCGAAUAGGUAUAGGCAGGAAUUGACCCUCCACCCCAUAUUUUAAUGCAUUAUAUAGAUAAUGAGCUAAAACAUAUAAGCAAAAAAGUAAAUUUGCCUUCAAAGUUCAUUAAAGCAGCUGCACUUACAGAGGCAAACAUGUACAGAUUCCACCAAUUAGGAGUCUCAUUCUGAUUUAUAGGGAUUUUACUAUCCCAUCUACUUCGGCCCAGCAGAUUUAGAGGGACACUCCAUUGCCCAAAUACAAAAUAAAUAAGAACCACUGUUUUUUUUUCAUUUGGAGAGAUCUAAAAACAGCUUCCAAAACCUGCAGAUCUCAUGUCUGAAGCUUUUGCAAGCCCUCCCCUUCUAGCCCCGACAGACUUUCUGUGGCUGUCCAAUCACAGACUUCCCAAUGCAACUCAAUGCAAGGCAGGUGCUCUCUGCAAUUAGCCCAUUGAGCAAACCAAUCCAGGAAGUAACAGGACCUGUUGUCUGAUUGACAGCCAGGGGGAUGUAACCAGAUGAAUUUUUAAAACGUGUCAAUUUCUAUUGAAAUCUUCCUUUUUGUUAAAUGAAAAUAGUAGGACAGACACUGUACACAUUUUCUGCAAGAUAAAGUGCUGUAAAGGUCUGAAGUGUUCCUUUAAUGGGACACAUAGUUUACCCCCCAACCUCACUUCCGUUUAUCCUAUAUGAUAAGUGGAACUACUCUACUAGCUGAUACCAGCCAGGCUAUAACUGCUAUCAGGUUAUACACAGCCCAAAUCAUAGUUUUGCACUUAAAGAGUUCACGGGUAACUGAGAUCACAUCAUGUAUAUCAUUUUGAUUAACUUAAUUAAACUUGAUACAAAUAAUUUUUAUUGCUGCUUCCCAGUAAAUCCAUAGCUGGAACAUUAAACAAAUAAGUCAACAAAAAAGGAUACAUAAUGCUGGGAAUUAUCGUCAGGAAAAAUGAUGCCAACAUUCUAGAGACAUAAAUGAAUAAGUUUUCGGUCGUGUGGUUUAUUAUGAAGUCUCCAGACCCCCUCAGUGGUGUUAAUUUCCCAUAACAUACAGAUCGCAGUUACAUUUAUAGAAGUGUAUAGUAAUAUGUGCUCAGGUUUUGUAAUUUGUGAGUAAUUAGAGCAUUGUGGUGUAGAGUGCCUCAUUGCUAGAGAUGGACAGCUGGUAUACCUGGCACUGCAUUGCAUCACCAAUCUCUUUGACAGGUGCUCUAGGUUUAUGUAACAGUGAUGUCCCCACUCAGCUAGUCUGCACUGAAUGAUAUCAAUUAGGUAAUGAAAUGAAAUACAAACUCAGUGCUUAGUUUAUUUUUAGCAGGCCAGGCACAUCAUAUAAAAAAUGUCUAUGCUACACAAGUAUUUGCCAUAGUGCACUCAGUCCGUAUGAUUACAACUUCCAUAUAUUGACUGGAGACUUCUUUUACUAGAAAAAGAAAUGAUUAAAUAUAUACCGUAGAUUGAGACUUCUUUGCUAUUGUGUGUCUUCUGUACAGAGAAAGGUUAAAGCAUCCAACUAGCCGUACCCCCUACUUAGGAAAUCACAGGGGCAAGAAACAUGCUUCUAUAAUAAUCAUUCAUUUACAAGCACUAAUUAAUGAUGGUAAUGAGUAUUACAGGUAUUAGUUCUUUGCUUGUUGUUUAUUCAUACUACGGUAAUUAAUAAUAAAUUGGGCUACUUCAUCUUAAUUAAUGCAGAUUACUUUAAUUCCCAUUCUAGGUGAUAUGAUUUUUAAAGUGCUGUCCCCUGUUAUCAGAGUUUGCAUCUUCACAGUCUUCACAGUAUUUAAUUUAAUAAUAUAUACUUAUUGCAUAAUUUCCCACUUGCCUGCUGGAUCAUUUUCGACACAUCUGUUUCUUCUGUCAAAACUACAGCUUACUUUAAAGGGACACUAUAGUCACCAAAACAGUUUUAGCUUAAUGAAGUAGUUAAGGUGUAUAGAUCAGCCCCUGCAGUCUCACUACUCAAUUCUCUGCUAUUUCAGAGUUAAAUCACUUUGUUUAUGCAGCCCUAGGCACACCUUCCUGCAUGUGACUCACACAGCCUUCCUAAACACUUCCUGCAAAGAUUCAUCUAAUAUUUAUACUUCCUUUAUUUUAAAAGCUGUUUAAUUUAGAAUUUCUUAUCUCUUGCUCUGUUAAUAGCUUGACAGACACUGGAGGAACCUCCUGUGUGUGUUUAAAGUUCAAAUGACAGAGCAGGAGAUAAAAAAUAUUUGAAAAAGUUACAUCUAAUUGAAAAUAAAACCAUUUUGUUUUCAUGUAGGCUGUGGAAGUCACAGCCAGGGGAGGUGUACCUAGGCCUGCAUAAACAGAAACAAAAGUGAUAUAACUCCUAAAUGACAGAGAAUUGAGCAAUACAACUUCAGAGGCAUGAUCUAUUCAAAAUCAGGACAGUCCCGCCAGAUCCAGGACUGUUGAGGAGGUGUGUGUGUAUCAUGAUAAUGGUAUGUGUGUGUUUAUGAUUGUUUGGGUGUAUUUGUGUAAAGGGUCAGUUUGUGUGUGUGUUUGAUUGAAGACUUUCAUAUAUGUAAUGGGUCAGUGUAAAAUGAUUAAUGUGUGUGAUUGUAGGUGUGUAUUUGUGUAAAGAGUCAGUGUGUGUGUUUCAUUCUAGGGGUGCGAACUGUUAGUAGUGCAUGAAGGGUUGGAUUUGUGCAUAGUGUCAAUCUAUGUGAAUGCAGUUUGUAUUGGGUGUACCAGCUUCCUCUGAUUCUUAUUAUAUCAGGUACAUCUCCUUCAUGUCAGCGCCCACACUUCCCUGUCAUCAUCUCUAGCCUCUAUCCAUGCUAUCGCUAAUGAUAGAAAGGAAGAUACAUUCACAGACACGAAUGUGGGAUCUGACCUGUCUCUUCCUUCCUGCUCUCUACAACAUAUAAUGAUGUAGCAACAAUCAAGAAAUUGUAUUUCCAUGAAAACCAUUAUCUAAUUUUUAAGUCAGACAUGUUUAAGUCAGAGAAGAACAGUUUGUAUAAUGUCUCAUUCAUAAAAUAAUCAUUCUUAGCUAUUUCUGCAUUGGCAUGAAGACACAAAUAGCAAUGCAAAUUAUUAAAAUCCUCAGUGGAAACAACAAAAACAUGUGUUGUAUUUUAUAACAAAAUAAUUUUGUUUAAUGAUUUUUAAUUUGAGACAAACUGUGAAUAGUGAUGUCCCGAACGGUUCGCCGAACGGUUCGCCACGGACGGCGAAUAUAUGACCCUGUACCUCACAGUCAGCAGACACAUUCCAGCCAAUCAGCAGCAGACCCUCCCUCCCAGACCCUCCCACCUCCUGGACAGCUCACUAAGAAUGCAGCUUCAAAAUGGAUGCUGUCCAGGAGGUGGAAGGGUCUGGGAGGGAGGGUCUGCUGCUGAUUGGCUGGAAUGUGUCUGCCGACUGUGAGGUAUAGGGUCAUAUGUUCGCCGUCCGCGGCGAUCCGUUCGGCGAACCGUUCGGGACAUCACUACUGUGAAGUCUUUCUAUAUAGUGGAACACACACAGUGUUGCUAUACGGUGAUAUUUGUACUUUGAUCCCGGAGGCUAGUUACUCCUUCCCCUCCGCCCCAGCACACGCAACUCAGGAAGUUAAUUCUGUGCAAAUAUUACUUCUGUCUUCUGAGAAUUACAGGGUUUAAGGUUUCAGGGUUUAACCCCUUAAGGACCAAACUUCUGGAAUAAAAGGGAAUCAUGACAUGUCACACAUGUAAUGUGUCCUUAAGGGGUUAAACAGGGGAGGUGAGACAAGGUUAUGCCAAUAUGGUAUUAUAACUAAAAAGAGAAUAGUGAAAAAUGGUUUUUAUAUAUAUAUAUAUAUAUAUAUAUAAUGCUUUAAUGCCUCCUUGAAGAUUCAACAUUCCUUUCAACUUCUUGCAGGAUAUCAACACCACACCAUGCCAAUAUUAUGUUGACAGUCCACCUGUUGAAAUUCUUCCAUGCAAGUAAGUACACAAAUUAUUACAAAUUAACUAUGCAGCAGAACUAAUCAGAAUUAGACUGGGGGUAGGGAAAGAAGCAUGUACACAACAAGUAAUUCUUACCCAACCAGAGUGUUUGUUGAUUCACUAUUAAAAACACACCCUGCAAUAUCACAAAUCAAUGGAUUAACAAUGCCACAAUCACCAGAGUUUUAUUUCCCAGAGCUUAUUUUUGCACCAUUUUUUACUGUAUGUAUAAUUGUCACAAACCAGAUGGGAUCCUCAGCAAGAUAUAGGUUGCCAAUCAAAUAAAAGGCACCAUAAGAAAUAUAGGUACAUAGGUUUAUUACAGACCUUAGAGUGGCCAGGCUUACCGCUUAGAAAUAGCAAGUAUUAGUACUAAAAAACCAUAAAACUUAAAUCCGAAUCACAAAAUUCAUGGUGAAAACAUAGCCAGAUCAGCAAAACCAGAAUUUAGGGACAAGACUAGACAGGUUAAAAAACAAAAAGACUAAGAGCCAAAAGGAAACGCCGUGAAAUAGUGCUGGUGCAAAGGAAGCAGGAGUUUAAAUAGCACUAGGCACUAAUGACAUCAUCAGCUAGCAUCAGGGGGAACAUGUACUUUGUAUAUUGAUACUGCAAUAAGAACUAGAAAAUAUCAAUAAAAGACGCCAACAACGCAACUUAGAUUGAUCUAGGAAUUAACAGGAUCAGAGAGACACAAGCGAAAGCAAGUAGCGACAAACGUGCAUCCAGAUGAUCACAAGUGCGCUAAAAUUGAUGCUGGAGUGUUAGAUUCAGUAGGUGACCUUAUUAUAAUAGAACAGAGUUCCCAUAAAAUUCUGUCUGAGAGAAUUGAAAGUAAGAGUAUUGAUAGAGGACAGGCAAAGAUCACGAGAAGAUUGGAAGAACCAAGAUUGGCUGUGCCAACUAAUUAGAGAUAAUCAUUUUGAGUACAGUUUCCAGUUGAGAGCUUUCCAGUUGAGUACUGCUGUUUUAAAUUGAAGUUGAAUUUAUUGAAAAAGAAGGAAGUGAAAGCUAAGAAGGUGUGAAAUUGUGUUUGAGAUGUAUGAUGAGAAUUUGGAUAGUGCAGUUUAAUAGAGACAAGAAGAAACAGGAGGUCCACAAUGUCAAAAUCAUAAAAAAAUGCCGAAAAGAAUUAGUAGAAGGUUAUGAUCCUUGCAUUUUGUAGGAAUUAACCCCUUAAAGACACAUGUCAGAAAUAUUCCGUCAUGAUUCCCUUUUAUUCCAGAAGUUGUGUCCAUAAGGGGUUUAAAAAUUGGUCACUUUGAUUCGAGCAGUUUCAGUAGAGUAACGAGGGAAUGUCAGACUAAACAAGGUAAAGCAAUUGAAUGUAUACUAUGUUUAUCUAUGUAGCUAACCAGGUAUAUACAAAACAUUCAAGAAGUGUAGAGACAAAAGUUAUUAAAAAGAUUGAAGUUGAAUUGGAAGAUAUGUUUCUCACAGAGAGAGACUGGAAAUAUAUGUUAAUAAAUAUGGAAGAGAUUGAGCAAGGUGUGAAAGGAUAGGAAACAGAUAAAAAAAACAAGCUUUGAGUAGAUGUUAACACGGAGUUUAAGGUAGACUCACUAUAAAAUAUAUAUAUACAGGGUUAUUUUCUAAAUUUUGAGCUGUAAUAAAUUGAAAUCCAAGUGACCGAGUUUAGGCAAAUAUAGCUAAUUUGGAGAAAAUCAGUUGAUCUGGAGAAAUUCUCCAACUUGGAUAUAGUGAUUAUAGUCUAACUUUGGCCAGAAAUUUUGUUAUCUAGACUUCAAUUUGCUUCAAUUUGGAUUUCAGUGAAUAACAUUUUCUGUUUUAUAUUUACCCCUAAAAACUGUGAAAUAUUACUUCUAAAACAAAACAUAUUUUAUUAUAAAACUGUUGCGUUAAAACAGUAUUUCCUCCCUUUUAUGGUAUAGAUGGAUUAGAUAGAUAGACAGACAGACAGACAGAAAGACAGAUAGAUUAAAUAGAUAGGGAAAAAACUGUAUUUCCCAAGAUGUAUGUUUUUCCAAUUCUAUUUUCUAAAGCUUAUACGGAUUGUUGUAUUGUUAUUACAUUGUUGCUAGAUAGACCUCAAGAUAGCGGAAAAUAUUGCUGUCAGACUUGGCCAAUAACAUUGAAUAUGUGUGAGAGCAUACAUUAGGUUUUUACAAGAUCAUAAUACAGAUAAUUUAGGAUAAUGGACUACAGGUGUGAACCUUUACAGGGAAUAUGAUGAAAACCUAAUGUUGCCAACUUAUAACAUUAUAUAUUAUGCAAUGCUGAGAAUUUACAAUGUGAUAUGUCAUUAUUUAUUAAUAGCAACAUCAUCUCUGUGCUUUUGUCCCCCAGGCAUUCUAUGUUUCGUUCUGCUGUUAGGAGGUUUCCAACAAUCUACUUUAGUCCUGUAAGUUACAUAGUAUAAAGGAUAAUUCAUUAGAUGUCACCAACAUUGUACCGGAUUUAAUAAGAAAAUACUCCUUCAAUAUCAUAGUAGGUUUUUGUUUUCCCGGGGGGGAAUGGGAGGGGGGAGAGAGACUGGUCAGACUGAUGGGGAGAUGAGAGAGCACACGCAAAGCAGGAUAUUGCUUUGCUGCACAGGGAUUUAGAUAGGUUGGGGAACUGGGCACUAAAAUGGCAGAUUAAAUUUAAUGUAGAUAAAUGCAAAGUUAUGAACUUCGGGGUCAAGAAUGCACAAGCGAUUUACACCCUAAAUGGUAGUGAAUUAGGGAUAACCACACACGAGAAGGAUUUGGGAAUUGUUAUAGACAACAAAUUAGGCAGCAAUAUGCAAUGUCAAUCUGCAGUUACUAAGGCCAGUAAGGUUUUGUCAUGUAUAAAUAGGGGCAUAAAUUCUCGGGAUGAAAAUAGAAUUUUGCCUCUUUAUAAAUCGCUGGUAAGGCCACACCUUGAAUAUGCUGUGCAAUUUUGGGCACCUGUUCUAAAAAAGGAUAUCAUGGCACUAGAAAAAGUGCAGAGAUGAGCUACAAAAUUGAUAAAAGGAAUGGAGCAUUUUAAGAAGAAAGGUUAAAAAAUUUAAAUCUCUUUAGUUUGGAAAAACGGGGCCAGUACAAACCAUUAUCUGGAAAUCUAUUCAUAAACAGGGCUAUACAUAGGACAAAGUCACACAUUUAGGCUGGAAGAAAGGAGAAAGAAAAGGUUUUUUUACAGUAAGAGCAAUAAGGAUAUGGAAUUCUCUGCCUGAAGAGGUGGUUUUGUCAGAGUCCUUACAGAUGUUUAAACUAAAAUUGGAUAAAUACUUACAAAACAUAACAUACAGGGAUAUCAUUUCUAAUUAGUGGGGUAAUAGCUGCUUGAUUCAAGGAGAUUUGGGGUCAAGAAUGAGUUUUUUCCUAGUUUGUUGCAAAAUUGGAAGCGCUUCAGACUGGUUCUUUUGGAUCAGCAGCAAAAACAAAUGUGAGGAAGGCUGAACUUGAUGGACACAUGUCUCUUUUUAGCUAUGUGACUAUGUAACUAUGUAACAAAUGUAACACAUAAUGAAAGUUUUCCUCUCCUUGUCAUUGCAUUACAUGAAGUCCUUUUUUAAUGUCCACAUGUUUCCUGUUUGUGUGUGUGUACGUAUAAAUUCUAGACUUUAGGCCCUCCAUUUUUACUUCAAUGCUCAAUUUGGUCUUCCACGCCAAAUGAGUUUGACACCCCUGUUCUAUGUGUUGUUGCCGUUUAUUAAUAUCCUUUAGAAAAGUUUUGAAUAAUGCAUUGAAAUAGUGGAUUGUUUUUCCUUGCACAGUUCAGAUUACUCCCUCUGGAAACGACAGCAUCGUAACCAUGGUUCCUUUUCCAUUGUCUGCUCUUUGCAUACUCCUAGUAUCUGUAGACCGAUUCUUACACUCAGUUUGGUAACAAUGAAAUGCAAUAUAUAGGACGUAUCUCCUAACACACUCAUUUUUUGCUACUGCUAUCAAAAGUAAAAAAUGAACUAUACAGAGAUAGAGUUUUCAAAAACCAAAUAUUAGCCUUGUUACAUCACGUUUCCUUAAAUUAAACGUUAAUUAAAAUAAAAUAAAGAAAAGCGAAACAACCAAACAUAUUAAAGAAUUCAGUAAAUCAAAGGACGAUAAGAUGUUAUUUUUUUGUUUGUUUGGUUUGUGGAUGACAUGACCACAUUCUUUGCAACUGAACUAAUAGUCGUCUUAAUGAUUGUUGUUUGACUAUUGUUAAUACAAUGAAUACCAAUUAAUUAAAAGUGCUAUGUGCUUUCUUUCAUCAUCCAUUAGGACAAUUUAAUCAUUUAUAUCUACUAUUGUUUUCCCUUAAGUAUGCUUCUGGCCAUGGUGCACGGAGCAAGGGACACAUGAGUGGUCGGAUCUCCCCUAGAUAAUCAUAUGGAGGGAAUUCAGACAGAUCAUCUGAUUACUAACCGAUUUGCACACACAAAAACACACACUGGGCCAGGAACUUAAAUGUGGAGAGCGGUUCCUGCCAGACCCCAGGUAAGGAGUCAAACCAUUCUAAAACGGUUUGACUUCUUACAAUGGGGAGAGUGGUGGGAGGAUAACACCGGGGCACUCAUGGCACCAUAACCACUAUAGUGAUAUAGUUUUUGUGUUUGGAGAGUUACUUUAACAAAGAUCAGAGACUGCGGCCUUACUACCACAUUACCCAAGGUCCCCCAUCCAAUGCCUAGUAGAUAAAACCAGUUUACAGUUCGUAUGAAGGAUGAGUGUAGUUAUAGCACAAAACAUACAAGUAAAAUAGAUUACUUCACAGAUACAUGGAAUAAAUGUUACCAGAUGCUUGCUGUCAGCUGAGGAGCAUAUCUGUAAACAAAGAUUCAAAUGCUUGGGUGUUGGAUUUGGUUAGUAAUAUAUAUAUUUUUUUUCUCUAACACUGUUUGUGUUAUGCAUUGAUAUACUCCAUUGUAUAAUUUGAACAAAAUAUUGUUAUAAUCAAACAGCCAACCACCAGUGUCUGUACACAUUCAUUGUAUACAGGGUCGGCCACAGGGGUGUGCGAGGAUUCAUUAUUUUUCACCCGGGACUAUAAAAGUAAAGAGCAAGACAGUGGCGGCGGGGCUUACUGAGUGGCAAGGGCGGGGCUAAAAUGGCAGCGGGGACAGAGCUUAAAGCUCCCAGAAGACCCUGGUAACUGCUGCACAAGAAGGGGGAAGCAGGAAGGAGUCCCUGAUUCCCCAACAACAAGGCUACAGUAGCUGCACUACCUCCACUCCUCACUUCCAGACAUAAUGGAAAGAGGUAAUUGUGUGUGUGACUGUACUCUAUGUGUGUGCGUGUGUGUGUGUGUGACUGUAAAUGUGUCUUACUGUCUGCCUGUGUGUGUGACUGUAACUGUGUGUGUGACUGUCUGCCCAUUUGUGACUUUCUGCCUGUGUGUGUGUGUGUGUGUGCAUGACUGUAUGCCUGUGUGUGACUAUCUGCAUAUGUCUGUGUGUGACUGUAACUGUGUCUGAAUGACUGCCUGUGUGUGUGACUGUAAAUGUGUGUGACUGUCUGCCUGUGUGUGUGACUGUAAUGAUCUUACUGCCUCCGUGUGUGACUGCCUGCUUGUGUGUGUGACUGUAACUGUGUGUAUGACUGCAACUGUGUGUGACUGUCUGCCUAUAACUUAGUGUGUGGGCCUGUCUGCCUUUGCCUGUGUGUGUAAGUGCCUGCCUGUAACUGAGUGUGUGUGUGACUUCUUGUAACUGUAUGUGUGACUUUCUGCUUGUAACUGUGUGUAUCUGUGUGACUUUCUGCCUGUAACUGAGCAUGUUUUACUGUCUGCCUGUAAGUGUGUGUGUGUGUGUGUGUGUGACUGUCUGCCUGUAACUGUGUGUCACAGUAUUGUGUUACAUACUUAGGCUGCUCGUCUGUAAUGCAGGGGAGGCAGUCUGGCACCUCUGGCCUGCACUUCUCUGCUGGAUGCAGACCAUAAGUAGCUGUCUUCCGAGCUCUGGCCAAUCAGAGCAUAGCUGUGAAUUACCAGAGAAAAGCUCAGGCACUGUAAAUGCCUGAGCUAAAUUACUUGUAGUCUGCACCUGGUGAUUCCCAGCACACUGGAACACCAGAGAUCUUCAUUCCCCCCUCACUGCAAGUUAAUAACAGGGAAGGGGAAAUGAAUAUUUGUUUUUAAAUUAUUAUUAAUGUAAUAAAUCCCCUAUAUACAAACACUACACCCCUAGGCACACACACACGGAUGAAGUUUUGUGACCAGGGAGGAUGGGGGGGUGGUGGGGGUGCUGUGAAGAUUUCCCGCUCAGGGCGCCUAAUGGCCUAAGGCUAGCCGUGUUUGGAUAUUUAUACAUUUGUUAAUUCUAUUGAAUGUAUUCUUUCUCUUGGAGUGCAUUGUGCAUAAACUAUUUCACAGAACAAAAUAAAUCAGUUUUUAUGCUAAAUCAGCCCGGUAAGGAUGUGAGAUAUUCAGAAGAGUCAAGUUUAAACUAAUUUUACUAAUUUACUAUUAUUUUUGCACUUGCUACUAAUUCAGAGUAGUGCAAAGUAUUUAUAUUUUGUAUAUUUUGCUCUAAAUGUUUUGUAGUUAAUAAUCCCCGAAUAUCACACUCUAAAGAGGUAAAUGCUCCCUUAAAGAUGUUUUAAAUGUGCACUUUUGUAAUAUGAGCUAUUUCAGCUAAAUUAGCACUAGCUAGCAAUGUAAUCUCCUGGGCAUACACAGAGCUACCUCCAGCUUUGAUCAAACUAGCAAGCUAGAAAAAUAAUAUUAAUAUUUAUACAUUGCCUAAUGUAUGUGUUUUUAAACAAAAAAAGGGAAACCCAAAAAACCUAAACAAAACAAAACAAUGUUGCACAUGUAUGUGAUGGUUGUCAAUUCUUCAUUCCCAGUAUUUUUCCAUCCCGGGUAUUUUAACCUUAAAUUCCCUUGGCAACCCUUGCUGAGUGAAUAACAAUAACCACAGCUAAUUUUUUUUACAUUAAAUGAUUAAACAAACAUUUUGAACCCAGGUGCUAAACGCUCAGAAAGAUGCUGAUUUUAUAUUUGCAUAUACAGUCACUUACCUCCAUAAUGCUUGUAGCAUGCAAUAUGAGAUGCUGUGUACAUCAUUUGAAAACAGGCAGGUAGAGGAACUGCAUUUGCACUCAUCUGGAAGGGUAGGAGAGAUUUUUAUAGUACUAUAUAUUUUAUUAUAUACAUUUGUAACGUGCAAAUUUAAAGGAACACAAUAGAGUCAGGAACAGAAAAAUGUAUUCAUGUCCCGAUAGUGUUAAAAAACACCAUUUAGCCCCCACUUGCACCCUUAAAUAUAGUAAAAUCUUAUUUUUAUUCCAGUCUGCUGCUGCUGGCUCUGUCCCUAAUCUGCUUGCUUGGCUGACAUGCUCAUAAGUGGUGUUCAGAGCCAAUCUAGGAAAGCAUUGGAUUGGCUGAGACUGUCAAGGAGGCAGAUCAGGGACAGAGCCAGCACAAGCCAAACAUUGCCCUGGCCAAUCAGCAUCUCCUCAUAGAGUAAAGGUGAAGUGCUGAAUAUUAAUAACCCGGAACAAACAUGCUAUAGUGCAGACACAUGAGUAACUAUACCUUAAAGGACCACUAUAGUGCCAGGAAAACAUACUCGUUUUCCUGGCACUAUAGUGCCCUGAGGGUGCCCCCACCCUCAGGGUCCCCCUCCUGCCAGGCUCUGGAAAGGGGAAAGGGGUUAAAACUUACCUUUUUCCAGCGCUGGGCGGAGAGCUCUCCUCCUCCGAUCCUCCUCUUCUCCUCCCAUGCGGCUGUAUGCGCACGCGCGGCAAGAGCUGCGCGCGCAUUCAGCCGGUCACAUAGGAAAGCAUUCAUAAUGCUUUCCUAUGGACGCUGGUGUGCUCUCACUGUGAAAAUCACACUGAGAAGCACGCAAGCGCCUCUAGUGGCUGUCAAUGAGACAGCCACUAGAGGAAAUAGGGGAAGGCUUAACCCAUUCAUAAACAUAGCAGUUUCUUUAAACUGCUAUGUUUAUGAAAAAAUGGGUUAACCCUAGCUGGACCUGACACCCAGACCACUUCAUUAAGCUGAAGUGGUCUGGGUGCCUAGAGUGGUCCUUUAAUAGAUAUAUAAAAUUACAAUUGUGGUAUGCAGUACCUUAAAAAUAUAAACAAGAAAACCAAACAUAGUGUUUACUGUGGUACAAAGUAAAUAUAAUUUUAAAAAGAGGGAAAUAUGCCCACUCACACUUUUAGGAGCUAAGUAUGUAUAGCUCACUAGAAUCACUUGAGGGGUCCGUAAAGGCGACCCUAUCCCUUCUUUGAUGUGUGUUCUUUGCUUUCUUGAUUUCUAAAGCAAGGAAAAACGCAUAUGGUGCAAUAUCGUAAAUCUUAAAUGGUGAUGGAAAAAGUCAAAUUUGUACUUACAAGCCCAGAGCCAUCCACAUCGGCUCUGAUCAAAGAGUGUAUGUGGUUAAGGACCACAAUCCUUCUUUAAAGAAUAGAAGGAACAAUUCCAGUAGUGAUAUAAAGGUAUACAUAAAUUUAUUUAAACAUUAAAAUAUUUAUAAAAAAUAUAAAAUAAAAUACCACUAUUUAGGCAUUAAAAGUCCAAUACAUCAAAGGCUGUUCCUCACAAGAUUCCCAGGACGCAUUUCGCCGUGAAGGCUUCUUCAACUGGAUGUGGGAAAAAAGUCUUUGUAUGUUCUUUGGGACAGGUUCCUGCUAUAUGUACCCAUCCAAGGGUACAGUAAUUGAUUUCCAGCUUGUAAAAUCGCGGGCGUUCACCAUGGAAACGGUGACGCCCAGCGUUUCAAGCCUCUCUUUCAGUUGGUUUCCGGGUACGUUCGUCACUUCCGGUCACGUGUUUGUAUGCCGAUACGUCAUAAAUUAUGCGUUCCAGCUAGCGUUUCAUUCCCCAAACAGUAUAUCCGGUUUACAUAGUAACAAAAAAUAAUAAAGAAUCAAAAACAUAUUCUUUCUGUAUUUUAACCAAAUAAAUUAUGUACAUAAUAAAAAUUAUUCUGUGUGUAAUUGUUUCAAUAAAAAGAGUAAAUAGAUGGACAUAACUAUAGUAUAUAGAUACUUGUAUUUUAGAUGAUAUCAUGUCCAUUCCUAUGAAACUGUGGAAUCAGUUAAUGUACAUAGCAUUAGGUUAAUAUCCAAAGAUAUAUAAAAGAGUAUAUACAAUAAUAUAACCGAAAUGCACAUCUAUAAAAAGCAUAUUUUAUUAAUAGAGGAUUUCAAAAGUAGACGAUUUUAAAAAGAGAGAGUCUUUAAUACCCAUAUCUAAUCUAUAUAAAAUUUAAUUAAAAAGUAAUAAAAUAAAUAUGGGAUAAAAAAAUAUAAUAACCAGAGAUUUUAUUUUAAAAAAUGACACAUCUCAAAAUCUGCAUUGAGACCAUAAGGAAUUAAAGUAUUUAGUUUGAAAAUCCAUUCCAUUUCAUUAUUACUCAUUUUUACAUCAAAAUUUCCUCCUCUCCAAUCUCUUUCUAAUUUUUUUAUACCUAAAAACCUGGUAUCUUUCGUUUCGCAAUUAUGGUGGGUCUUAUAAUGUGCAGAGACACUAUGAUUUUCAAAGCCCUUAGUUAUAUUUCGGCCAUGUUCUUCUAUUCGAAUAUGUAAUGCCCUUGUGGUUUUACCGAUGUAUUGUAAACCACAAGGGCAUAUAAUCAGAUAAAUCAGAUUCUUUGAAUGGCAUGUCAAGAGGUCUUUAGUUUAAUGUUCUAGUCCAUCUUUGCUUAAAAAGGUGCUUAUAUGUCUUUUUUUAUUUGAAGUCCUCUUGCAUGCCAAGCAAAACCCACAUCCAAAAAAACUAUCUGUAUUUAAAAACGUAUUGGUUAUUUUCUUUUCUUUUAUAAAACUUGAUCAAAGGGAAGUAGGGAGAUUAUUAACUCCUCUAUGUACAAAGUGAGGUUUUUCUGGAAGAAAUGUCUUAGCUACAUGAUCUUGUAAAUGAAUAGGCCAGAACUUAGAAACUAUUUUUCUGACUUUAUAAUUAUCCGUACUGAAAUUGCAUCUUAAUGGGAUUUUGUUAAACUCAUUCUCUUUCUUCUUUUUGUAUUUUAAAAGACUCUCUCUUUCCAUUUCUUUCACUUCUUUUUUAGCACUUUCCAAUUUAUAUUCCUCAUAUCCCUUGUCUAAAAAAUUCUGUUUGAUUUUGUCCGAUUGAGCUUUCAAGGUCAUAAGGUCAGUACAAUUUCGACGAAUACGUAAAAAUUGGCCUCUAGGAGCAUUUUCGAGGUGAAAAGUGACAACUUUCUCUACCUAUAUAAUUAUUUGCUUCCACUGUCUUAAAAUAUUUUUUGGUUUUUAUCAUGUUCUCUUCUAUAUAUAUUUUUAAGUCCAAAAAUAUAAUUUCCGACUUACUCCAAUUAUUCGUUAACUUUAUCCCCCAUGUAUUAGUAUGGAGAUAUUCUAAGAAUUUAAUGAGAUCGCUCUCUUCUCCCUCCCAGAUGAAGAAAAUGUCAUCAAUGUAUCGGCCAUAGGUGACCAAGUUCCGCCUCCAGCUAUGUGGGCCAUAUAUACACAAUACAUCGGUAAAACCACAAGGGCAUUACAUAUUCGAAUAGAAGAACAUGGCUGAAAUAUAACUAAGGGCUUUGAAAAUCAUAGUGUCUCUGCACAUUAUAAGACCCACCAUAAUUGCAAAACGAAAGAUACCAGGUUUCUAGGUAUAAAAAAAUUAGAAAGAGAUUGGAGAGGAGGAAAUUUUGAUGUAAAAAUGAGUAAAAAUGUAAUGGAAUGGAUUUUCAAACUAAAUACUUUAAUUCCUUAUGGUCUCAAUGCAGAUUUUGAGAUGUGUCAUUUUUUUAAAUAAAAUCUCUGGUUAUUAUAUUUUUUUAUCCCAUAUUUAUUUUAUUAUUUUUAUUAAAUUUUAUAUAGAUUAGAUAUGGGUAUUAAAGUCUCUCUCUUUUUAAAAUCCUCUACUUUUGAAAUCCUCUAUUAUUAAAAUAUACUUUUUAUAGAUGUGCAUUUCGGUUAUAUUAUUGUAUAUACUCUUUUAUAUAUCUUUGGAUAUUAACCUAAUGCUAUGUACAUUAACUGAUUCCACAGUUUCAUAGGAACGGACUUGAUAUCAUCUAAAAUACAAGUAUCUAUAUACUAUACUUAUGUCCAUCUAAUUACUCUUUUUAUUGAAACAAUUACACACAGAAUCUUUUUUAUUAUGUACAUAAUUUAUUUGGUUAAAAUACAGAAAGAAUAUGUUUUUGAUUCUUUGUUAUUAUUUUUUGUUACUAUGUAAACCGGAUAUACUGUUUGGGGAAUGAACCGCUAGCUGUAACGCAUAAUUUAUGACGUAUCGGCAUACAAACUCGUGACCGGAAGUGACAAACGUACUCGGAAACCAACUGAAAGAGAGGCUUGAAACGCUGGGCGUCACCGAUUCCAUGGUGAACGCCCGUGAUUUUACAAGCCGGAAAUCAAUUACUGUAUCCUUGAAUGGGUACAUAUAGCAGGAACCUGUCCCAAAGAACAUACAAAGACUUUUUUCCCACAUCCAGUUGAAGAAGCCUUCACGGCGAAAUGCGUCCUGGGAAUCUUGUGAGGAACAGCCUUUGAUGUAUUGGACUUUUAAUGCCUAAAUAGUGGUAUUUUAUUUUAUAUUUUUUAUAAAUAUUUUAAUGUUUAAAUAAAUUUAUGUAUACCUUUAUAUCACUACUGGCAUUGUUCCUGCUAUUCUUUAAAGAAGGAUUGUGGUCCUUAACCACAUACACUCUUUGAUCAGAGCCGAUGUGGAUGGCUCUGGGCUUGUAAGUACAAAUUUGACUUUUUCCAUCACCAUUUAAGAUUUACGAUAUUGCACCAUAUGCGUUUUUUCUUGCUUCAGAAAUCAAGAAAGCAAAGAACACACCUCAAAGAAGGGAUAGGGUCGCCUUUACGGACCCCUCAAGUGAUUCUAGUGAGCUAUACAUACUUAGCUCCUAAAAGUGUGAGUGGGCAUAUUUCCCUCUUUUUAAAAUUAUAUUUACUUUGUACCACAGUAAACACUGUGUUUGGUUUUGUUGUUUAUAUUUUUAAAGGUACUGCAUACCACAAUUGGAAUUUUAUAUAUCUAUUAAGGUAUAGUUACUCAUGUGUCUGCACUAUAGCACGUUUGUUACGGGUUAUUAAUAUUCAGCGCUUCACCUUCACUUCACAAUUCUAGCAUUCAAAGAUAAGAAUUCGGUGAAAUAGCAGCUGUAAUUUUUGUGUUAUUUAACAGUUUCUUUUCAUCAUUUAUUAGCGCUAGUACCUUUUUCUGUUUUAUACCUCCUCAUAGAGAUUCAUUGAAUCGAUGCAUCUCUAUGAGGAAAGUUCAGGGUCUCCAUGCAAAGGGUGGAUACACUGAAUGUCAGUGCUGCACACUGUGCAGAACUACCCCAGGAAGCACCUCUAGCAGCCAUGUGAGGAAUGACCAGAGGAGGUAUCCCUAGGCUGUAAUGUAAAAACUGCCUUUUCUCUGAAAAGACAGUGUUUACUGCAAAAAGCCUGAAAGGACUGACUAUACUAGAAUAAAUACAAUAAGCUGUAGUUUGUUCUGGUGACUAUAGUGUCCCUUUAAUGUAAACCGACCUUUAAUCUACAUAUUUUGUUACAGAAGGGGUUCCUUUUUGGUUUAGUAAAUCAAACUGCUCAACUGAGACGGGGGUGCAAGGGAGGGAUGGGGGAAGAAACAACAGCAAAGCCAUAGCUUUGUAUCAGUCAAUAAAUCAUUAACAAAAUGUAAAUGUUAUGUCAACAUUUUUUUGUUUUUAUCUGUGGCCAGAAUUUAAGUAUUUACAUUAAUACGUUAACCUUCCUGCUUUGAAAAUGCUUUGCACUGGUAGGAUUUAAGGAUUUCCUGGUCCUGUCAUCAAGUUUGUAAAUGUUACAGAGAUUUUAAAACACAGAAUCUUUGCAAUCAAACCGUAAAACACAGUGCGUGCCAAGGAAUAUUAUCACCUUAUCACAAAGUGAAUUGUAAAGGUGUUACUAAAAUGUUAAAAACUACAGAACUAUUUAAACAUUUUUACGUAAUUAACCUGAUAGACCUGUCUUAAGCGCAUACUUAAGUGAAGGUCCAUAUAAUGAUAUUUAGGUUGUUGCGUACCCUUUCCUGGGUGUGUUUUCUAAGUGAUAGCGUGAUAAGUGACCUGUCAAGAAAGUAUUUUUGGGUUUAUUUGCUAAAGUGUGACUCAUACGCGUGACAAGAUAUACCUUCCAGUAACACUAAACAGAGUAUAUUUUAUACCAGUGAAAUCAGUAAAUACACUGACUUUCUUCUGCUUCUUUAAAUUUUAAACGUUGCUCCAGAGGUGACAUGGGGGAUCGUUAUAUUACCAGGAGUUAUUCACGAAAGUGAGAAUUACCGGGGUUUCCAAGUGAAUUUUAUUUUUAAGGCCAAAAUAGUUGAACUGUAGACAGAACUGAUUUGGAGGAUUUUUCUAAUUUCUAAAUUCACUAAGAAUUCAGUUUUCGAUGGCCAUCAAUUCUCACUUCAGUAAACAACCCUGUUAAAGUGUAUUACCAGGAUAAAUGCAUGUCUCUCAUGUUUAGGUAUGUUCUGGGAAUAUAUAUUAUUAUUAUCCAACUCAAUGGUACUUACAUUAUUGAUCACAAUAGGAUGAAAGUCUUGGCUGAGAAGGGCACUUAAACCUUUUUAAACAUUACACCUGGACUCAGCAUCUGUGUGUAUAACAUCUAGUAAUAUUCUACUAAAUAUUGUCAUACUGACAAAAUGAUGUGACUGGAAUAAACCAUCUCCGACAAUGCAGCAAAAAGAGAUUAUUUAUGUUCUAAAUUGAAAAUGAUCUACCAAUAAGGCCUUAUUUGUAAAGAAUUUAAACACUCGCACACACACUGUGCCGAAUUAAUUAGUUAAUUAAUUAAUUACGCAGAGCUCAUAAUUAACACUCUAAUCUCCUUUAAAUAAUUGAGAAAAAUUUAAAUAUUUAUCUUUUAUUGCUGAUGGAAUUGAGCCAAAAUAUUCACAUAUAAGGACAAAAUAUGCAUUCAGAAUCCUUAAAGUUACAACUACAUUAAAAAAUAUCCUACUCUUAAAUGAAAUAUCACGAAGAGAAUACAUUAACACAUAGAGACUCUGCCUCCUCAUUGCUGCUACCUUGUUACUAGGACAUUAGGGUUUAAAUGGCUUAAUCCUGGCAGAGAUCUGGCCUGCUUGGUGGUAAAUCAAUUACUAUUCUUAGUGAAAUUGUUUUCAGUACAUAUUAAAAUGCAUUCAAACAUCUGUUGCUUCCUGGCUUAAUUCUCAAUCAACAAACAUGUUCUUUCCUGUCCGUCACAUGCCAAAAAAUCAUUAAACAUUUUUAUUAUAAAUAAUAUGUUUUAUUAAAUUUUCAAUACUAUUCUAUAUGAACAAGAUCUGCAGUACGUAUUUAUAUAAAGCGUAUGUUAUGUACAAACAAUAACAGUUACAUACAUUGAACUGUGCCAUCUGUUUAAUGAUUUUCACUUUUAUUUUAGACUAUUUGAAUGUCACAGAAUUAAAGGGACACGCCAGACAUCUAAAUCACCCAAAUGCUAUAUAUGUGAUGAGUGUGUCCUCUUUUUUUUUUUCUUCAUUUUACAAAAUGAGCGGUUUUCAACAGAAAUUGGCACUUUUUUAAAAUUUAACCUUGUUACACCCCCUUGGUUACCAAUAAGGCAAGCGUUCCUGUUACGUCUGGUUUGUUUAGCUCAGUGGAGUUAAACUUAAGAGGCAGUAAUUGCUCAGAGAACCUGCCUUGCAAAGACUUCUCAUUGAGCUGCAUUGCGAAGUCUGUGAUUGGACAGCCACGGAAAGUAUGGGCGGGGUUAGAAAGGGAGGGCUUGCAAAGGCUUUAUACAAGUUAGUUACUUUCAAACCUAAAUAGCAUGAAAUGUCAAUGGUACAACAGCAUGGAAUAAAAAAACCAAAUCAUGCAAAAUGCAAGUUACGUGUUUUUUGCAAUCAGUUCUGAAUAAGGCUGUUUAAGAGCAAACAAAUUAGUAGAAAGCACUUACUGUAAUGAAAGGGCUAAUCGUUCAUUAUAAUAGGCAGAACCAAACGUUUGAAAUAAUGUAACAAUUUAGCUAAACUCAUUUCACUUUAGUAAGCUUGUCCCUUUUAAGAGAGUCCCCCAUAGCUCGAACCCAGGGGUGGCUCUGAUCACAAGGUUUGAUUUGGUAAACCAGACUAAACAGGAUGAAAUUGUAACUGAACGGCUUUAGGUGAAUUUCUGAUUCAGUGUUCUCCUGAAUGUUGCUCAGCAACAAAAUAGAGCUAAUGUUGUGACUAGCACAGUGUAUAUCAAGCUGGUGCUACUAUCAUUCUUGACAUUGGGUGGAUGGAAAAUUUAUCUUGAGAAGAAUGAGUACUGAUUGUGUAAACAGCACAAGUACUAAAAGUAGUUUUUUUAACACUAUAAUGAUUUCACCAACAGAAGGGAAGUGAUGCCAGGCUGGAUUUCUAAAUAUAAACCCACAGACUUCAGUGGAGAAAUUGUUCUUUAAUUUAAAAAAAACAACAACAAAAAAAACUUAUGUCCUAGCACCCGUUCAGCAUUUAGGGAUUCCCCAAAUAUAUUCCAUUUUCAUAUUGGAAACUACCUAUUCUAAUAGCGCUCAGAGACUGCCGCCAUGUGCGGUGGGCACAACACUGUUGUAGGUGAAGUGGGUGAAAGACUCCUGCUUGUUGCAGAGGGUUUAAGCUGACUGUCUGGUGCGAUGGGUGAGACACUGCUGCCUGGUGCGGAGAGUGAAAGAGCCUUGCUUGUUGCAGAGGGUUUAAGCUGACUGUCUGGUGCGAUGGGUGAGACACUGCUGCCUGGUGCGGAGAGUGAAAGAGCCUUGCUUGUUGCAGAGGGUUUAAGCUGACUGUCUGGUGCGAUGGGUGAGACACUGCUGCCUGGUGCGGAGAGUGAAAGAGCCUUGCUUGUUGCAGAGGGUUUAAGCUGACUGUCUGGUGCGAUGGGUGAGACACUGCUGCCUGGUGUGGAGAUUGAAAGAGCCUUGCUUGUUGCAGAGGGUUUAAGCUGAGUGUCUGGUGCGAUGGGUGAGACACUGCUGCCUGGUGCGGAGAGUGAAAGAGCCUUGCUUGUUGCAGAGGGUUUAAGCUGACUGUCUGAUGCGAUGCGUGAGACACUGCUGCCUGGUGUGGAGAGUGAAAGAGCCUUGCUUGUUGCAGAGGGUUUAAGCUGACUGUCUGGUGCGAUGGGUGAGACACUGCUGCCUGGUGCGGAGAGUGAAAGAGCCCUGCUUGUUGCAGAGGGUUUAAGCUGACUGUCUGAUGCGAUGGGUGAGACACUGCUGCCUGGUGCGGAGAGUUAAAGAGCCUUGCUUGUUGCAGAGGGUUUAAGCUGACUGUCUGGUGCGAUGGGUGAGACACUGCUGCCUGGUGCGGAAAGUGGAAGAGUCUUGCUUGUUGUGAAGGGCUAGAUUCAGAUACCUAGUCCAGUUGGUGGAAGACUGGUGUGGGGACAACGCUUUAAUUUUAGGGAUGUGAGUGGGGGUGUGGCCAGGGGCGGAAUGUUCUGAGAAAUUUUAGAUAGUUUACUAAUAACACUUUAUAGAACUAAAAUGUAUCUUAUUUAUAUAGACUGAAUUUUAAACACAUUUAUUGUAGUUUAAAGACAUAUUACUGGGGGUAAUAUUACUGUGGAGCUCUGUUAUACAGUCAGACAAACCAACAGUAUUGGACUCCUAGAAAAUAGAGUCAUUAGGAUAGAAAAGAGUGACAAAGGAAUUUGGGAGGUAUGCAGAGGUUAGAGUAAGUUUCUGUUGCAGUGGGUGAAUGGCUGCAUUGCAGGAAUGUGUAAUUAGUUAGAGAGAUUAGACUGAAUUAUGUAAGUGUGACAGUAAGAAAUACUGUAUUGUUUUAAUCAGUGGCAAAUCACCUUGGUAGCCUGCACCAACGCCUGAGGGUGAAUGAGAUUAUCCUGGAAUGUAAUCUCACUGUGUGCAUUGAGCCACAUAUGCUAUAUGUAUACUGCAUUUUCUUCCUGGUGUUCCUGUUCAGAUGGUAUAACCAAUUAAAAGGAAACUAUAGUGUUAGGAAUACAAAGUAUAGUGCCCCCUUCCCUGUGCACCCUCUCCCCAUGGGGCUGAAAGGUUAAAAACCCUUUUGUCACUUACUUGAUACCAGCACCAAUGUCAGCUUCAACCUCCGCUCCUCUUCCCACAACAUCAGCCGAGGGGGUGAGGGGGGGGGACCUAAUGCGCAUGUACGGUGAGUGCUGAGAAUACUUUAGGACUUCCCCAUAGGAAAGCAUUGAUUCCGUGCUUUCCUUUGGGGUUUUAAUCCUCCUUAUGUGAGGAUGUCCAACGCCAUUUAGUGGACCAAAAGUCCGCUAAGGACCCUGUAGCACCACUAAAGGUGGAGUUAACACUGCAAGGUAAUUAUUGCAGUUUAUCAAUAACUGCAAUAAUUAUAAUUAGAGGGUUAAGGGACCUGGGAUACUACGCUCAGACCACUUCAAUGAGGUGAAGUGGUCUGGGUGCCUAUAGUGUCCCUUUAAUUUUCAGGUCUAUUAGAAUUCCCUUAUCUUCCACGUCACUUAUGCCAGACUGAAUUCCAAUGGUCCAAACGUACUGUAUGGAGUUAUUAGUGAUGCAUAUAAUGCAGUAGUCUCCUUCUUGGCUCCAAACAAGAGGGCUGGCCUUUAUGGUACACAAAAUAAACAGAUCUCAUUGUGGAUGUUUCUACCCACAGGGAGCACAUCAUAUGUAGAAAUGUUGCAGAUAAAUGCUGCUGGAGUCAGGUGUGCCAUCAUUAUACUGUGUAUCCCUUUGACCUACACAGUAUGAAGGAGCAUUGACAGAUAUCUGUCUAUGCCACCAUUGGCAACUAUAGUGUGUUUUGAAUAUCAUGGUCACUGUCUCAUAUCAUCCUGAUCACAAUGGUCACUGUCAAACAGCUCCAGGGAUGUGGGUCUGGCAAUUGGUCAGACUCAGAUACCACAGUCCACCAGGAAAUAUCCCAAUUGGCCAGUUCCUGCCUGGAGAGCACUGAGAGCAGAGGCCACCAUUCCAUGCACAAACCCACACAGUAAUGGGUCAGCAAAGGCACUGGUCAGUCUCACUAUUCUAAAACUGGGCAGACAAACAUCCAACACAUCAUUCACUCUUUUAAUUUAAUUAUUUUUUCACAAUUUACCGAAGAAUUGUUUGAGGCUACAACUCACAACCCCCAUGCCAGUGAUCCAUUGCCCCGUGGCCAGCUCUCCCAUGGUUACAAACACAAGAUACAUUUACUAAACCAUUAAUGGGACACUCCACUGCCCAAAUACAAAAAGCUGGUGCUCUGGGCAAUUGUCUGCUUUUUGAGUUUAUCUCCAAGGACCUCAACAAACCAGGAAGUAACGGGACCUGAUGUAUGCCAAAAAGCCAAAGGGUGUAACAAGGCUCAUUUAUAAAAGUGUCAAUUUCUUGUGAAAUCAAAACUUUUUGCAAAAUGAUAAAAUGAGGACACACAACACAUAAAGCAAGUUAAAGUGCUUUAGGGGUCUGGAUUGUCCUUUUAAAUGUCAGCCUUACUGAAUGAUAUAAAUGACUAUUCUGAUGAAAUAUACAAAUCGCAUCGUCACAACAAGAUUGAGGAGUACAAUCAGGAAAUUACAUUUAUCAGAAAUAAAUAUCCAUAAUUCUCUGAAUGCUAAAUAAAUGGAUAAUUUCAUAUGUUUAUUCAUAUCUAGACCUCUGGCCUCAUAAUAUUUAGUUAUAUAUCCAGAACAAUCUACUGACUUGUCUAAAGGUUCUUUUAGUAGUUUGACUUUCUUAGGGCUUGUAUUGAAAAAUUGCCCAUGUAAAAAUUAAGUGAUGAGUUAAUUAAUUCUAUAUAUAUAUGUAAAUAAUGUAUUUUAGAAAGAAGGUCCAGGACCUGGUGAAUAUCACAUGAAGACGCAGUCUGCUCACGGCAUUUCAUCGUGUUUUAAAUCUAACGUACCCAGAUUGCAGUUAUCCAGCUCGGUAAGUCCUGGAAGCAAUAUGUUACUGUGCUUUAUUCAGCUUUAAUUAAAAUGGCAAAAAAACAAAACAAAACAAUUAUAAUAUGAAUCAAUAUUCAAGGCAAUGCAGGAGAGUUCUAAAUUGGUGCUUACUUUACACAGUUAGAGAAGAACCAUCACAUGGCAAUGGUUCAAUAGACAAGGGUGACGGAGAUGCUCAUAAAAUAAACGGAGCUGGGCACAACAUAAAGAUAUCUAUACAAUACAGAGAUAACCAUACCACAAACAGAGCUGAGAAGUUAUACACAGAGUUGGGCACAAUACAGAGACACCUAUGCAAUACACAGAGCUGGGCACAAUACAAAGACACCUAUACAAUACACAGAGCUGGGCACAAUACAGAGACACCUAUAUAAUACACAGAGCUGGGCACAAUACAGAGACACCUAUAUAAUACACAGAGCUGGGCACAAUACAAAGACACCUAUACAAUACACAGAGCUGGACACAAUACAAAGACACCUAUACAAUACAUAUAGCUGGGCAUAAUACAAAGACACCUAUACAAUACACAUAGCUGGGCAUAAUACAAAGAAACCUAUACAAUACACAGAGCUUGGUAUACUUCAGAGAUACCAAUACAGCUGGUAGAGCUGAGUAAAAUACAGUGAAAUAACAAUCAGGAGAUACUCAUUGUUAUCAAGCAUCUAGAUACUUGUAGACUCCAACCAUGUCAACUAUUCCUUACUUACUAUUAGCUCCCAGCACACAGUGUGCACGUGGUUAAAGCAUCAAGAUACUGAUACCCUCCAAAUAUGUCAGAUACUCCUGACUCACUAUUAGCUCUCAGCACAGAGUGUACACAGGGUUAAAGCAGCAGGGCACUGAUUCCUUAUUACCUUUGUAGCUGGCAAUAUAAUUAAUCUGCAUUAAUAUGGAGUCAAGAAAUAACUGACAUGGUUAAUAGAAGCAACAAUUACUACAGAUUAAAACAGAUUGGAAUCAUAGUCCUCAGAGUCACAGCCCCAGUCCUGCAGUUUGAACUUGUCAACUAGCCACAGCAUGACUGUCUCAGGUCUCAACUGUAGAGUGAUUGAGCUCUUUAAAGAAGAUGGUGGAUAGGUACAGUAUGGGUUUAUAUAACUAUUAGUGAUGGGCAGCAUAGUGCUAUGUGUCAGAAAUUGCCCUCUGCCCUUGUCACCCCCGGGGUUUCCUGGAUUUAUAUGUAUUAAAUAUAUAUUUUAGUAAAUGUCAUUGCCUAAUCAACCCUCAGGCAGUCACUGGGGAAAUUGGGAGAGAGAAAAAGAUAAUAUUACACACUUACAUCAGGCAAGGGCCAGGAGCUGUGCUUUCCCUGUGCUACUUUCAAGAUGGAUUCUAACUUCUCUUUCCUGUGGGUACUGUAACCACACCCUCUGGUGCUAUCAGUCAAUCAUGGUCCCUGAAUAGAGAGGCCAAUAGUAGUCCUUUAUUCAUAGGCAGCUGACUCUGCUGCCCGAAUGUCAACGCAAUGGGAAUUCCAGAAAUUCCUUCUUAAAGGGACACUCCAGGCACUUCUGCCGAUUGGAGUGGUCUGGGUGCCAACUCCCACUACCCUUAACCCUGCAACUGUAAAUAUUGCAGUUUUUAUAAACUGCAAUAUUUACCUUGCAGGGUUAACUCCUCCUCUAGUGGCUGUCUUCUAGACAGCCACUAGAGGGCACUUCUGGGUUUAUAGCACACAUUUCGUGUACUAUAGUGUCGCUGGACAUCCUCACGCUAUGUGAGGACCUCCAACGUCGCUGAAAUCCCCAUAGGAAAGCAUUGAAAGCAUUUUUGAAUGCUUUCCUAUGGGGAGGUCUAAUGCGCGUGCACGGCAUUGCCGCGCAUACGCAUUAGGUCUCCCCCCGCCGGUGGCCAUGCAUGUGCAAUAGGUGUCCCCCGCCGUAUCACGUCGGCGGGGGACACCUAUCGCACAUGCGCGGCCACCGGAGCGUGGGCGGACCCGGAACCAGCGCUAAGGGACAUCGGCACUGGAUACAGGUAAGUCACUGAAGGGGUUUUAACCCUUUCAGCAACUUGGGAUGGGGGUGGGAGGGAGAGGAGACCUGCAGUGCCAGGAAAACGGUUUGUUUUCCUGGCACUGGAGAGUCCCUUUAAAGGACACUAGACAUGUGUAAAACCUGCUCAAACAGGGCAAAUUUCAAACCUGCCCAAUAUUUUGACAUGCCUAGCUGCUCUCAAGUAAAUUUCUCCAACCAGCUACCAAUGAAUUAGGAGAGGCCCUGCAGAAGUGAAACAUAUUACAGCCACUAAUUUUCCCCAUAUUUUCUUGACUUACCACCCAUCCCUCUAGAAAAAGAAUAUUAGUGCCCCUAUGGAUGAACCUCCACUGCUCAUACAGACUAGUUACUAGUAAAUAUACAGACACUUAUGCAAUGCAAAACUCUUAAUUUCCCAUAAUUCCCCAUAAUAAUAAAUAUAAAUUCUGGUGAUACGAUACUCAAUGACGAUUCAACAGUUUAGCUUUAUCUUAAAUAUGUGUAAGCAAUUUAAUAAUUUGCAGGUGGAAUGCAAUUGUCAGGUUAUUGCAUCCUUGUUAGUCAGUUCAUUUCUUUUUUUUUAUGAAUAAGAUUUUUAUUAAUCGUAAAAUAAAGCAUCAUAUGCAACAUUCGUGGACAUGCAGGUGUUUUUUUUUGGGGGGGGGGGUGGAUUUGAUUCCUGAAUUGACAUUCGCCGGAACCUAAACAACAUCCAACCGAAUGUCGGGUAUCCUAAAUUCUUUUCUAUCCUCAGAAAAAAUGAUUCCGCAGAACCAAAAUUUCUUGUUGUGCACGAGUCUAAAUAUCAUUGCGGGGUUUGUGAUAUAGCAAUAUGAAUAAAACAAAUAAUUUAGGGUGUUAAUAGCAAGAAAAUAUAUAAGUUGGUGUGUAUGUGUCAGUUGUGCGUGUGUUGGAUUUAAACCUAUUUAUGUUACUGUGAAAUGAUUACACUAUGACUUAAUGUACAAUAUCUGAAAUGAAUGGUGACACGAUAAACGCGUCUUAUGUAGACAAACUCAAGUCAAUUAUUAUGUACAGUGGCUUUAUACAAAUCAAUGUUUUACCAUUCCGUAAAUAAUGUUAAUGCUUCGCUACAUGUGGUCAGGAUUUCAUGUUUUGUAGUAGAUAGCAAAGCUGUUGUGAAUACCAGAGUGUUUUAUUCAUUCAGUGUUUUUUGGUUGCUAAAGGAGCUUGAGUAAACAGGAGAUAUGUAAUGGUAUAUAAACUACUUGCAUACUUUGACUUAGAAGAAAUGGUUUGCAUUUAAGAUGCUAAGCAUUCACAGCACGUUUGGUUGCAGAAUGGUUGUAGCAGACCCAAAUCAUGCUUCCUCUUUUAUUAGUGAUACAAUAAAUGCCACAUUUUGGAUUUUUGAUUCCCAGGGACAGAUAGAGCAUAGUUCCUAACAUUGAAAGUUAUGAGAUCAGGAUAGAGGUGAAGGGGCCCGGCAAAUGAAGGGACAUGGUAUUCUCCUGGUCAGGCCCCCAACACAGAAGGACAUGCAGAGAGUGUUGUUGAAUCUCUGCAUGGUCCUAGUGGAUGCCAGAUAGUGCAAAUGUGUCUAAUGAUUUACUCAGCGCUGUGCUGACUUGGGAUAGCAAUAUGGUAUCCCCAGAUGUAGGACAUCAGGGAACAAAACCGGAACAGAACCCUUGGUUGAAGUGGUUGAAGUGUUCAGAAUGUAAGGCAUCUGAUAUCAAUAAAUAUUCAUAAGAGAAAAUGGUUCAAAGGCUCUUCUAAGGAAUAUUUUAAGCACAAAACAUUUUGUUAAUGACAUUGUUUUGGUGUGCAGACCAUACCCCUUCAGUCUGACUGCUCAAUUCUAUGUAUUUUAGGAGUUAAAACACUUUGUUAAUGCAGCUCAAGCCAAACCCAGCCUUGCCGCCUCCAUGAAAUAAAGGUUGAUUUUUACAGCAAAGUGUAUUUCUUUUAGAAGUUAUUAUCUCCUGUUCUGUUAAUUGGACUUUAAUCACAACCAGGAUGCUGUUGCAGGGCCUAGUGGAGAUUUAGCAUAGCAGGAGAUUGGAAAUUGUAAACAAGCACACAGCUAAAUCGCAGAAACUAAAACAAAUCAGCUCUAUUGAGGCUGAAUAGCAACAAAGUGUUUAUUAUGGCAAAACAAUUCCAUUGAGGGGUUCUUAAAACCAAAGGUCACUUCUUCAGAGAGGAAUUAAUAUCCAACAGGCUCUAGGAAGGUUGCCAGGUUUGGGACACCUACUCUUAGAAUAGGGAUGGUGAUUGGGUCCUGGCAUAGUCACGAAACCUGGGCCUCAUUUAUAAUAAGGUGUCCUAGGUAGCCACCUAGGUGACCCGUGUAGUUUAGUUUACGAAUGUCUUCAAAAUUCCAAGUUGGUAUUAUUUUCCUCUAAUACACAAUUCAAGGUUAUGACUCUUCUAUAUGAAGGGAAAUACAUUUUUAGAUUGAGAAUGAGGUUAGGAUCUGGAUUCCUUAAAUCUUAGAGAAGGCUAGGACAUAAUUUCCCAAUAUGACUAAAAUUGGUUGAUUCAAAUUCAUACAACUUCUGCCGUCAAUUCAGUCUCCCUCCCAAUAAUGAUAUGUUGGGGACAAAAUCUGAGGAGAGAGAAAACCACUUUAGCUCACACUAUGGCGGUGCAGUAACUGGAUAACGAUAUGCUGGGAGAGGAACUGAAGAAGACUAAACCAUUUUUGGCCAAACUAUAGCUAUCUAAUAGCUUUUUGGGUAUAUAGACAUAAGCACUGAGAAAAGCUUUCAAAAAUCAAAUGAUACAGCAGUGCUGUCCAUUUGGUGACCCUCAAGGUGCCAUGAACUAUAAUGUUUAGCCAUUCACGCUCUUGGCAAAGAAUCAUGGGAAUCCACAAUAAAUGGAAUACCUAAGGUUAGGCAUCACUUUCCGACUUGCUGUAGUUGCAACAUUACAGCGAAGAUAAUUAAUGAAGUGCAAGAGUACAAAAUGCAUUAACGAAAGAAUCACUGUUUUUAUCCCAGGUAAAUAAUUUUUUUCUAGUAAUGUCUAAAAAUAAAAAGAAAGUCUCUACAUCCAUUAAACCACUAUAGAACCAAACCGUGAGCCCCGUGGGACCAUCAGAAAAUCUUUGUGAGGGCAUAUAAUUUAUCUGGUUGUCUGGAGACACAGGAAAUACAUAAUUUACAGCUGCUUUAAUGGCUUAUCACCAGAUUACGUGGCAGGCGUUUUCAGCUGCCCUACAGUCUCCAGUUCCAGAAAAUGCAGCUCAGCACAAAGGUCAAUCCAUGUAAACCAAAGCAUUGAAAUAAUGUUGGCCGAUCACCAAGUGUAAAUUCACCCGUCUUUCAUAGAAUGUCGGAGGGACAAUUACAUAGCUGUUAAACAGCACUCAUAGGAGUCACUUGCCAGUCGACUCCUUUUGUUUUACCUGAUAUUGUAUUUUGUAUUUUAAUGGAUUUUUCACUGUAGAACUAUUUUACAAGAGCAGUGGGAGUUUAUGAGAGUAGGAGCCAGAUUUAGUGCUAUUGAUAGGGGGGAGAAAUGCAACAAACUAUUGUCAGCUGAGCAGUUCUACGCUACUUACUAAAACACACUGACUCUAUAUUAGUGUUUAUAGUGUAGAAAUGUCCCCUGUAAAUUGAUGGGAGGGGGGAGAGCGGAGGAAGGAAGGACGGAAGGAACACAAAGAAAUGAAGGAAGGGAGGCAGAAAGAAAGGAAAGAAGGAAGGAAGGUGUAAGGAAUCCUGUACUUACCUUGGCGGUCUGCCAAUCAGCUCUUUCUUCGAUUGGGCGGAUCGCUUCCUCCAAUCAUCCUGCCCAAUUUGGCAGUCUCCUGGACACUGGCUGCUGGGCGCACGCCCCUUUUUAUGACACGGUGCACGUUCGCCGAUGUCAGGUGAAGGGCAGUACUGAGGGUGGGAUUCACAGGCGCUUCCUCACAUUUUAGGGGAGUGACUACAUCAAUCACGCUUCCCAACAUGCUGUGGUUCCUAGUUUACUAGUGUCCCAAGAGUGGGUUUCUUACUGGGUUUUUGCUAUUUUGUUAUUGCUUUUUCCUGACUACUCUUCUUUCUGGUUCCCUUGACUCGGCUCUAGUAUUCGUUUUGGUUUUUCUCUGGUUCCCUUUGACUUAGGCCUGUUUUGACUAUUCUAUUCUUAUUACUUUUUAGUCCGGCCAUUCUAAGGACCGGUUUAGGUAUUUAUUUUACCUAUAGGAGGAUUAUUAUUGUGCGUGUUGGGAUACCCAUUCAUGACAGAAGGCAGCAAAAAAGGAAGUAUGGACAUACAGAAGGGUGGUAGGUAGGGAGGGAGGAAGGAUGGAAGGAAGAGAGGGAGGGUGGAAGGAAAGGAGGAAGGGUGGGAGGAACUGGAGGGAGGGAGAGAGGAAGGAUGGAAAGAAAAAGAGAGAGGGAGGGAGGAAGGAAAGAAGUAAUGGAGGGAGAGAGGAUGAAAAGAAGAAAGGAAAGAAGGAAGGGAGUGAUGGAGGAAGGAAGAAUGGUAGAAAGGGAGUGUGAAAAAAAUUGGCUUUUAUUUGACAUUUUCUUAUUUGUUCGGUAUUUUUCCUGUUUAUUACAUGUAUAUUGCAUAUAUUGGUUCAGUAGUUUGAAACUACCGAACACCGACCCCCUUCCUGGCUCAUUAACUACAAAGGAACCAUCUAUUAAGUGCGCCCUGGGCGGCCGCUGUUCGUAUACCCGAACGCCACGUGGAAUAGAAGACGGCGGCCAUCUUGUUCGCACGAGGGGAGUCAGCGGGACUUGGUUGUCGAGUGUCUGGAACUAAAAUCGGACACUCGACCUCCCGAACCACCGCUGAAACUACCGAACGCCGGCUUCCUUUACUUCCCGAACAGCCAGGAGAGCGCCAUUCGGUAGUUCUGUGCAAACGGACAAGUGGAGCAAUUGCUCCUAUGAGUCAGGAAGAUCCAUUCGGGACUUUGUUCAGUUUUGUACCUGUUUCUGAAUUGACCGACCGCACAUGCUGAAUUAACUUAUCUCAAUAUCUCCCAGGCAGCGAGAGGGCGUGUAUUACUGUAAAUGUGUACGUUGAUUGGCUGUUGUCUUUGUUUGCUGUGGGAGGUCAUAUUGCAGGAGGAUUUCUCAUAAAAGCCCAUGUGUGUCAAUAAAAUUAAUUCCUGUUACACCCUUCAUGAAGUCUAGGCUCAUGUUUGGGGGAUAUUCUAUUUGCUGUGAAGAAUCAUCUUGGAACUGCAUUCAUCUAUCCUACUCCUCUACUCACUGCUGCAGCUAUAAUCACUUAUGCUCAGCUGUUGGGAAAAGGAACAGAAGACCGCAGCACCAUAACCACUGCAGGUCUUAACAGGGAGGAAGAAAGGGAGGGAGGUAGGAAGGAAGGGAGAGAUGGAUGGAGGAAGGGAGGGAGGAAGGAAGGAUUGUAGGGAGGGAGGGAGGGACGAAGGGAGAAAGUUACUCUAACAAUCUGAUAAACAUGUUGGACUGAGUUGAUGCUUAUAUUCAAGUAACAAGUAGAACAGUGAAAAGAAACAGUUUAUCAAGAUAGAAAGCGAUCAUUUUUUAUACCAUAUUACCUCCAACAGGGAAAGGAGGCUAUUUAUAUUUUACCUCUAAUCAUGUUCGCCAGCAGUUUCAAUGGAUAAAGCUGUAUUUCUCAAAGGGAGCUUAUUUCCAGCAGUCAGCUCUGCUGGUUAUUACAUAGUGGUACAUUUAGGGAGAAAAGGAGACGGAGCCAAAUAUAGCAUACCCCUUUGGUGAUUCAAUCUCCUGUCUGUUUACUGUUAAUGUCUUAAAGGGAUCGUAAAGUGCAAAAAAUAAAUAAAAUAUAUAUCGUCACUAACUGCUAAUGAAAAGUGAGCUGAAAACCUUACAUAACCCUUUGUUUAAUAUUUAUUAAAUAUAAAAUUACAUCGUUUGGCUUUAUUCUCAUACAGUGUUUUUGUCUCAUGAUUUUCAAUAACCUGACAAUCCCUCCUUUUGUCGUUGGGUUCCCGUUUGGUCUGUUUAUUCAGAAGAUAUAAAAUGCAUGCAUUAUGUGUUGGUAAGAGUGAUUUCAAAUGUUCUUCUCUUCCAAGAUUCCUGUUUAAAUGUUCCUCUGUACUACAGCAGGUGCAGAAAUAAAUUUUCCAUUUCUAAACUCGCUGUGUAUAAUGCAAUGUUUUCCCAUUCCCAUGGCACACCACAAGGGAAAACAGACGGCUCUAUUGCUGCUACAUCCCAGGUUCGGAGCAAGCUUAGAUCAAUGUUAAGUCUACUGAUCCCCGUAGGACUCAGCCGAUAAUCAGUGAACGUUACUCAAAAAGCCAAGCUUCCAAAAAGAAAAGGCACUAGCAUGCUCUGCCCAGUGCUGCGCCUGUUUUGUUCCUGUCCAAUUUUUAAAGAAGAAAAAAAAAAAAUAUAUAUAUAUGUUUUUAAUAUUCCCUUGAAUCUGAUUGAAGUGCUUUUCUUCUGGAAGUCUAGCUGUUUGUGGGACGUUGGUCUGAGACGUAAUAGAACCUGCAGUUACUUCUCAGCCAUUAAUGCGGAACAUUCAAUGUAAAGAUUGCUCUGGUCCGCAGUUUGAUUUACAUUAAUUUGUUAUGUGACCUCUGGUUGCUUUCUUUGAACUCCUUGACUAAUCAGUGGAUUCUGAGCAACUCAGGAGAAAGUUAACAUUAAUGUUAGACGGGUCUGAAAACAUAAAAUUCUUAUCUGUAAGCUGUUUACGUUGGGGCCAUUCUCAACUAAGUGUUUUGGGUUCAUGAGCAGAACACAAAAUGUAUAUACAUUGAAACAUUGCAUCUGCUUGUGAUACAGCAUUGUCAUAGGAUUGGAUAUAAAUAAAAGACUAAUGCAACAAGGCCAGAGGAAGAAUAUCUACAUCAGGAAGUGAACAAUGCAACUUGUGAGUGUAACUAAUGAGAUUUAGUCUUAGUAAUCCAUUGGUCUCCACAGGAUUCCCAUGAUCAGCACAUUUCUAUGGUUUUUGUUUGAUACUCAGAUCACUUUACCCAUGCCCUUGCUAUUUUAUUUUUAUUUUUCAGAAAACUCCUGGUCCUGGAACUUACGAUCCAAUGCAACAGCUUCCGAUACAACCACCAACAGUGGCCAGAAUGGGUCGCAUGCAUGGCCUUUUCUUCCGUAAUUCACAUGACUUUUUAAAAUUGUGA
Pelobates cultripes (western spadefoot toad) is the source of this 36221-nucleotide messenger RNA. NCBI's taxonomy places the organism in Eukaryota, Metazoa, Chordata, Amphibia, Anura, Pelobatidae. The record is from the annotation of a GenBank genome assembly.